Messenger RNA from Zeugodacus cucurbitae (melon fly), 1048 nucleotides. RefSeq lists its product as uncharacterized. The record is from RefSeq and is a predicted model, not a curated record. Bases 158 to 850 code for a protein of 230 amino acids. Lineage: Eukaryota; Metazoa; Arthropoda; Insecta; Diptera; Tephritidae. The transcript is spliced from 2 exons.
AGCAGUGCAAUCGUAAGCCUCUUAGAGCAUCAACACAAUCAGUGCAGUGAAGUGUAGUGUGAGUUUUUCAGUGAAAACCGCAAACAAAAAUACCAAACGCAAUCAAUUUGCCAUAAUUUCGAUAAAAGGAUCAAUUCUAAAUAAAAUCCAUUUCGCAAUGCGUUCUUUUACAUUACUCGCUUGUUUGGCGACAAUCGCCGCCGUCAGCGCUGCGCCACAAUUCGGUUAUGGAUAUGGCGCUCAGCCAGCUGCCAGCAGUUUUGUGCCCUCAGCACGCGGUGGUGAGAAAUAUCUGCCACCCGCCACCACAACACCACCACCCAGCGUACACAAGCAGUUCUACUUGAUCUCGGCCCCUGAAGAUACAGAGAAUGCUGGCAAACCCAAACACUUGGUCAUCGGUCGCCCACAGAAGAACUACCGUGUCGUCUUCAUUAAGGCACCAAACUCUGACAACUCCAACCUGAAAUUGUCCGCCGAAUUCGCACCACAAGAGGAGAAGACCGUAAUUUAUGUGCUCACCAAGAAGGAUAACGAACUCACCGCCAACGACUUUGCCACACCAGCACCAACAGUGCCCAGCAAACCCGAAGUAUUCUUCAUCAAAUACAAGACACCCGAGGAAGCUGAGGCAGCACAGAAAGAAAUUCAAGACCAAUACGAUCAAUUGGGCGGCACUAAGGAAUUCUCCGAUGAAGGUACUGCUCCAGUCGCUUCGGUUAUCGGCUCUUUGGAUGGUAUUGCUCCCGAUGGCAGCUACAACUACAGAGCUAUUGCCCCCGCUCCAGAGGAACUCGGCAGCGCGUCCUCCCCACUUAGCCAGUAUCUGCCAGCGGCGUCGCGUCUGUAAGGCAGCGCUCAAGAUGCAGCUUGAAUUGUUAGAAUUGUUUUGUUGUUAUUUGUUAACGCUGCUUUGCGUUACACAUGGCAUACAUGGCCGAAAACUCGUUGAUUAAUUGUUAAUUAUUAAUUUUUUUGUUACUACACUUUAUAUUUUUUAUUUACGAAAAUUAUGCGAUUUAAUAAAAUUAAAUUUAAAAAAUAAUAA